Symphalangus syndactylus (siamang) is the source of this 1583-nucleotide messenger RNA. It is a transcript of the gene RHBDD3, whose product is annotated as rhomboid domain containing 3. Lineage: Eukaryota; Metazoa; Chordata; Mammalia; Primates; Hylobatidae. The record is from RefSeq and is a predicted model, not a curated record. Gene Ontology annotation, molecular function: serine-type endopeptidase activity; protein binding. Gene Ontology annotation, cellular component: membrane.
AAACUGAGGCCCAAGGAAAUUGAGUAUCUCUGCAAAGUCCCCAGCUGAGUUUGAACCAGACAGAUCCUGGGACCCCCUACUCUAUCCGCCACCCGGAAGAAUCUCCGUCCUUGUCUUUCCAUUCUGCCCUCCCGGCUUCCCAGUAAGCACACAGCUCCAGGACCACCGUUCACCAUCCUCAACCAAGCUAUGCACGCCAGGGGCCCCCAUGGCCAACUGUCCCCAGCGCUGCCUCUCGCCUCCUCAGUCCUGAUGCUCCUGAUGAGCAGCCUGUGGCUGGUGGGGGCUGGCCCCGGCCUGGUCCUGGCCCCGGAGCUGUUGCUGGACCCCUGGCAGGGUGAGGGCCAGCCACGUGGACCUUGGAGGAAGCAGGAGACUUGCUUGCACCGGCUGCUGACCCAUGCCCUGGGCCACACGGCCCUGCCGGGCCUGCUCCUGAGCCUGCUGCUCCUGCCCACUGUGGGCUGGCAGCAGGAGUGCCACCUGGGCACGCUGAGAUUCCUGCAUGCCUCGGCCCUGCUCGCCUUGGCUUCUGGGCUGCUGGCAGUGCUGCUCGCCGGCCUUGGGGUGUCCAGUGCAGCCGGCAGCUGUGGAUACAUGCCUGUCCACCUGGCCAUGCUGGCUGGGGAGGGACACCGCCCUAGACGGCCCCGUGGGGCACUGCCACCGUGGCUGCCGCCGUGGCUGCUGCUUGCCCUGACCCCACUGCUCAGCUCUGAGCCACCCUUCCUGCAGCUCCUUUGCGGCCUCCUUGCCGGCCUGGCCUAUGCAGCUGGGGCCUUCCAGUGGCUGGAACCCUCAGAGCGACGGCUGCAGGCACUGCAGGAGGGUGUCUUGUGCAGGACCUUGGCGGGGUGCUGGCCCCUGAGGCUCCUUCCCACCCCGGGCAGCCUGGCGGAGCUGCCUGUCACCCAUCCUGCCGGAGUGAGGCCUCCCAUCUCUGGACCGCCUUAUGUGGCCUCCCCCGACCUCUGGUCCCACUGUGAAGGCUCAGCCCUGCCCCCACCAGGCCUGAGGCCUGUGCAGCCCACCUGGGAGGGCUCCUCAGAGGCGGGCCUGGACUGGGCUGGGGCCAGCUUCUCCCCAGGGACUCCGAUGUGGGCGGCCUUGGAUGAGCAGAUGCUGCAGGAGGGCAUCCAGGCCUCGCUUCUUGACGGGCCAGCCCAGGGACCCCAGAGCGCACCAUGGCUGUCCAAGUCCUCUGUCUCCUCUCUGCGGCUGCAGCAGCUGGAGCGCAUGGGCUUCCCUACGGAGCAGGCGGUGGUGGCACUGGCAGCCACAGGCCGGGUGGAGGGUGCCGUGUCACUGUUGGUUGGAGGACAAGUGGGCACUGAGACCCUGGUGACCCAUGGAAAGGAUGGGCCUGCCCACUCCGAGGGUCCUGGGCCUCCCUAGCCCAGGCAGGGAGUGGGGCACAGGCAGGCCCUUGGGUGCUAAGGGCUGGGCUGCAUGUGGGUAGCCCGAGCUCCUGCUCUGUCUAAAGAGGGCCACAGUGGGGAGCAGGGGCACCUCUGGAGGCAGGAGAGGCCCCCCAGCAUGCUGCCCUAGUACGUGUUUAGAAUAAAAACCAGUUUGUUUUUCAA